CCUUCCAGAUGUUACGGUCCGCCUGCGUCUCUCAGCACGCCGGUGGCAUUUGGGUUGACCGCGGAGGCCCCCAGUGCCAGAGGGUGUCCACGUUCUGCCGUGGGCUCAGCCCAAACUUUGGACGCUCAGAGACCCAACGAGAGCGCUGGAUAAGGUGUUGACCCCCUUCCCCUCCCCCUUCCCGUCCAGUUACCCACUCCUGGACUUUGAUCUCUCUCCACCAGGCCAGGGCAGCUGAUGGUUGUGGCAGAAACAUCUCAAGGUAGCUGGUCCGCCCCCACUUCCCCAUCUACCUCUUGUCCUCCCCCCCACACCACCACCACCCUGGCUCCCCUCCCUCAUGACCGCCUGGAUCCUCCUGCCUGUCAGCCUGUCAGCGUUCUCCAUCACUGGCAUAUGGACUGUGUAUGCCAUGGCUGUGAUGAACCACCAUGUAUGCCCCGUGGAGAACUGGUCCUACAACGAGUCCUGCCCUCCUGACCCUGCUGAGCAAGGGGGCCCCAAGACCUGCUGCACCCUGGACGAUGUCCCCCUCAUCAGUGGCCCUGAUCUGCCUCCUGCGCUACGGGCAGCUCCUGGAGCAGAGUCGGCACUCUUGGGUUAACACCACGGCACUCAUCACAGGCUGCACCAACGCCGCAGGCCUCUUGGUGGUCGGCAACUUUCAGGUGGAUCAUGCCAGGUCUCUGCACUACGUUGGAGCUGGCGUGGCCUUCCCUGCGGGGCUGCUCUUUGUUUGCCUGCACUGUGCUCUCUCCUACCAAGGGGCCACCGCCCCACUGGACCUGGCUGUGGCCUAUUUGCGAAGUGUGCUGGCUGUCAUCGCCUUUAUCACCCUGGUCCUCAGUGGAGUCUUCUUUGUCCAUGAGAGUUCUCAGCUGCAACAUGGGGCAGCCCUGUGUGAGUGGGUGUGUGUCAUCGAUAUCCUUAUUUUCUAUGGCACCUUCAGCUACGAGUUUGGGGCAGUCUCCUCAGACACACUGGUGGCUGCACUGCAGCCUACCCCUGGCCGGGCCUGCAAGUCCUCCGGGAGCAGCAGCACCUCCACCCACCUCAACUGUGCCCCUGAGAGCAUCGCUAUGAUCUAAGGGCUGGGGAGGGUGGCUGGCCCGGCCUCCGCAGCACCCCACCCCAUAUCUUCUUUCCAUUUAUUUUGUACCAAAAACAAUUUUGAGAAAGUAUUCUGUUGGGAUCUGGGCUUCCUCACUUCUGGAGAAGUGGCCAUCCCAUGCCCACCUGUGCCAUAGAGGAGUGGGCCCUGCCAGCUGCCACAGCUGCAUGACCUUCCCCACCCCACGGUGUCGUUUUGUUUUUAAAGGUCACCUGUCCUCACUCACCCAGCCAGCCCUUCAGGUGCCUUCUACUCCCAGUGCCAAAGCCAGACCACUGGGGUUUCCUGCUGCAGGAAUUGGGGGCUGGGAACAGCAGAGGGGAUAGAAGUCUGGUGGAGGUGGAGUGGGCACGCCUUAGCCUACAGAAAGGCCCAUUUCUGGGCCCACUGAGCUGCACUGGGAUUCUUCACUCUGCCCCUCACUUCCUUUAGGGCAAAUAACACAGCAGAACCACGUGGGUAUUUUAGUACUUUUUUUUUAUAUUAAAAGAAUUCUAAUUUGCA
Pongo pygmaeus (Bornean orangutan) is the source of this 1615-nucleotide messenger RNA. It is a transcript of the gene TMEM150A, whose product is annotated as transmembrane protein 150A. The coding region runs from base 432 to 1088 and encodes 218 amino acids. The record is from RefSeq and is a predicted model, not a curated record. Gene Ontology annotation, cellular component: plasma membrane. Lineage: Eukaryota; Metazoa; Chordata; Mammalia; Primates; Hominidae. Gene Ontology annotation, biological process: protein localization to plasma membrane. The transcript is spliced from 6 exons.